AUGUCAACAAAUAAUUCUACAGAGUCUUUUAAUUUUCCUCCACCUCCAGAAAAUUUAAUAAAUUAUUCGAAUAAUGAUACCUUAAAUUUAAAUAAAAAAAAUACAACAACAACAACCACAACAAGUGAAAACUAUAAUAAUAAUAGAAAUAAUAAUAAUAUGAGACCUUCACCAACUCCAAAUCAAUCAAACUAUAAUAAUUAUACCAAAACAAAUAAUAAUAAUAAUAAUAAUAAUUAUAAUAAUAAUUAUAAUAACAUUAAUGGUAACAAUCCAACAUAUGCACAAAUUCCCCCACCACAACCAAUACCAAUGCAACAAGAUUCAUUUUAUGAGCAACCACCACCUGGUUAUCAUGGUGAAAAUCCACAAGUAUCCUCAAUGGAUAAUUUCUUAGCAAAAGGAAAAGUGUACUCUGACCAAACAAAAAAUAAAAUUAUUGAAUUAAAUGAACAAUAUAAGGUUACAGAAACUGUUAAAAAAACAGCACAUGACACAAAACCAAAGAUUAUUUCAGGCUUUAAUUUUAUGAAAACAAAAAUUAAUGAUUUAAUAGAAGGAAAGGGAACAAAAAAUAGUGGUCCAGAAUUUAAUCCUGCAUUGGUUACCACUAAUAAUAAUCAACAACCUCAAUAUUAUCCAUCUCAACAACAACAACAACAACCUCAAUAUUAUCAAUCUCAACAACAACAACAACAACAACAACAUUUCUAUCAACCUCAGCAAUCUCAACAAUUUAAUCAAAACCAACAACAAACACCAAUUAUUCAAAAACAAUACCAAUCUCCUAUUUCAGAACCAAGAAAUUCUGAAAACUAUUCAGUUGAACAACAAAAUUAA
This is a messenger RNA of Dictyostelium discoideum AX4, 840 nucleotides long. RefSeq lists its product as hypothetical. The record is from RefSeq and is a predicted model, not a curated record. Bases 1 to 840 code for a protein of 279 amino acids. Lineage: Eukaryota; Evosea; Eumycetozoa; Dictyosteliales; Dictyosteliaceae. The transcript is spliced from 2 exons.